GCAUCACUCCUUCCUUUCCCCUAACUACGCUCGAUGAUAGCCCUCUCCCCUCCUCCCUUCCAUUUCCACCCUCUCAAAUCCUCCACCAUCCCCAUGAAAUCUCUCCGAUCCGAUCCGCCUGAAUACUCCGCCGGCGGCCGCACGAGAACCCACGCACUCCUCCGCCCUCACCAUCGAACCAACCCCUUCAUCUGGUUCGCCGCCUUCCUCUGCGUCAUUCUCAUCCUCCUCCUCAUUGCUUCCGUCGUCCUCAUUCUCAUCAUCUUCCUCAUCAUCAAACCCCGUAACCCUUCCUUUGACACCACCGCCGCGACGCUAAACGCGAUCUACCUCGAUUCCGCCGCAUACCUCAACGCCGACCUCACCUUCCUUGUCAAUUUCUCAAACCCUAACACCAAGAUCGAUGUCGUCUUCGAGUACUCGAGCAUCGAGCUCUAUUUCCUCAAACGUCUCAUCGCGGCGCAGCUGAUUCAGCCCUUCGUGCAGCGGAGCGGUGAGGCGAAGCUUCUGGGCUUGCACAUGAUUUCCAGCCAGGUUUACCUGCCGCCGGAGAUUGCGGCGGAGCUUGUGAGACAGGUACGGACUAAUAGAGUUUGGUUUACCGUGAGGGGGACGUUUAGGGUUAGGGCGAGCUUCGGGGUUGGCCACUUUUCCUAUUGGUUGUACGGUCGAUGCCAGAUUGAGCUCACUAGUCCACCUAGUGGAGUUUUGUUGGCGAGGAGUUGCAGGACGAAGAGAUGAUGGAGAGUUGGGAAGGGUUUGGUGUAUCUUUUCUUCCAUUUCUUUUAUCUUUUGCAAAUUUCUCAACUGGAACUUUAAUGGAGCUACUGCAGGGAUUUAUUUGAUCCUGCAAUCGAUUGAAAAAACACAAAUACAUUUUUUUUUAAUGAAUUUGUUUGAAUAUAUAUCAUGGAAUUGGAAGUGAAGAUUAUUUGGAGGUUGGUGCUUUAAGGUCUAUUAGACAACUUGCAGAGAUGGGAAAGAAGAAAGAAAUGAAAUGCACCGCAGCACACGCUUGUUAUUUGUGAACCUGCUUC
Molecule: messenger RNA, 1037 nt
Organism: Phalaenopsis equestris
Lineage: Eukaryota; Viridiplantae; Streptophyta; Magnoliopsida; Asparagales; Orchidaceae
Exons: 1
Coding region: 34-741 (235 amino acids)
Cellular component (GO): plasma membrane
Source: RefSeq, a predicted model, not a curated record